Molecule: messenger RNA, 1011 nt
Organism: Nannizzia gypsea CBS 118893
Lineage: Eukaryota; Fungi; Ascomycota; Eurotiomycetes; Onygenales; Arthrodermataceae
Exons: 2
Coding region: 1-1011 (336 amino acids)
Biological process (GO): mRNA cis splicing, via spliceosome
Cellular component (GO): cytosol; spliceosomal complex
Source: RefSeq, a predicted model, not a curated record
AUGGAAGUCCUCCGCGAAGCACCGAAUACCUCCUCAUUCAUACCUCUUGCGGAACAUCAGUCGCGAACGCCUGCCUCGUUCUACUCUGGGCCGCCAAUUCUACACCACUUCAGCGAAAGAUGUAAAGUCGUCAUCCUCGAGCGUGACUUAUUGGCGUCUCCCGCUUUGAAUAAUCUACGGUCGUCUGCUUCUACGGAUGCUUCGAAUGGCGCGACGGAGGGAGUACGCGGUGCCGCUGUUGGUACAGCAGAGGAUGAGGCAAUGGUAGAUGACAAGGAGAUAUCAUUCCAGGGAGUCAGUGUCUGGGUUACUUCUGAGAAACUACUAUUGUUUUCUAGUGAGACAUCCAGCGGUGUCGCGAUCCCAUACCCAUUAAUAUCUUUACAUGCGAUCCAACGACUUCCCUUGCCCAAUUCCUCCGAUAACGAUUCGGUGCAAGGCCUUUACAUGCAGCUGGCUACCACUAGCGGAGGAGACGAGAAUAUGGACGAGGAUGUGGACGAGGAUAGCAUUUCGCUUACAAUCAUUCCUCUGCCUACUCCUUCCGCCCAACCUACCGAUCAGGAAACGUCAGCUGAAGAGGAAGAUAAAAAGACUCAGUCCCAAAUUGAGGCUCUCUUCGAAGCUGUAUCUGCCUGCUCAAAUCUCCACCCAGAUCCUGUCGAUCACGAUGAUGAAGACAGAUACGAAGAUGCGGACGAAGGUGAGGAAUUCCACCAACAGCUCCAAGGUAGUGCCUUGUUUCAAAAUGGUCUGAUUUUUCCUGGAAACAACACAGGUGGCCUACCUCCAGCUCUACCUGGAAGUGGCGGCUGGAUCACAGCGGAGAAUGCUCACGAGUACUUCGACGAAGACGGAAACUGGAAAGGCGGAGAAGAGGCUCCUUUGGGUGCGGGAGCGGGUACCGUAAGACCACGAGACGAUGAUGAUGAAGGAAUGGAUGAGGCCGAUACCUUGAACAACGAGAACGGAACGACUGGGGACGAAGCGAAAUGGCGAAGAACUGAGUGA